Messenger RNA from Camelina sativa (false flax), 1442 nucleotides. The record is from RefSeq and is a predicted model, not a curated record. NCBI's taxonomy places the organism in Eukaryota, Viridiplantae, Streptophyta, Magnoliopsida, Brassicales, Brassicaceae.
GUGCAUGUUUUCUCCUAUAAAUUCUUGUAGAUCACUUAACCUUAAAAAUCAUUCAAACUUCAAACCUACAAUAUAUUGGUCAAAGAAGUAAUAUCAUCGAUGGCAUUAUACGAAGAUUUGAUGUCGAAAUGCGCAGAACACCUGAGUGCUUACAAAUCCGCUUGUGAAGAACACACACACCUCAAAUCCUAUGAUGCAUCGCUUCAGCAGAAAACCAUGAAAACGAUAGAAUCAAUCCCCGUUAGGGCCAAGCCUCAAUCCAAGUCUGAUUCGGUGUCCCCAUACGAAGUACACAAGGAGGUCUCCCAGCACAUGUUUGAAGUUACCGAAGGUGUGGCAAAGUUCAUUACUGAAAGCGACCAUGAUGUGUGGGAGAACAAAGCUCUAAGGGAUUUGGUCGAGGCUUAUUUCGAAAUCACCAAGGAGACUUUAAAGAUUUUCAAUACUAUACAGAAUUGCGUCGACGACGCAGAAAUGGGCCAACUUCUCAUUCGACAGGCCGUGGCAGAUUUUGAGAAAGAGUCGGCAGAGAAGGAUGCUGGUGGGAAAAAGAAGAAGUAUGAGAAAACCUUGAAGGAUCUGAAGAAGUUUAAAGCCAUGGGAGAUCCCUUUGAUGGCCAAGUGCUCACGAUUCAGUUCAAGUUGAUCAAAGAGCAGCAAGAAUCCCUUAUGAAGGAAGUAGGUGCGGCUAAACAAAAGAUUCUUGACGAAAUUUCUAACGUGGAGCAAGAGAUUGUAAUUUCGAAUGUUGUAUUCGGUGCUACUGUUGCCAUUGCUGCCGUCAUAUCGAUAGUUUUAAUUUCAACAUGCGUUGGUGCGGUUGCGGGCUUCGGGGCUCUAUGUCCAUCACUGCUUGCGGCGGGAUGGGCUGGCGUCUACACUAUCUUAGAGAAAAAGAAGGCUGAUCUGAAGAAAGAGUUGGACGGUCUGAAUGAACUGGUUGAUAUUGAAGAAUCGGUGGAGAAGGGUAUAAAAACCAACGAAGAAGCGACAGCGACCGUAUCAACUCUAGUCAGCGGGCUAGAAGACCGUAUCCACACUAUGUUGGCACUUGCAGAUAAUGCUAUUGAGAAUGAAGACGAUGAGGAGGACACGAAACUUGUCCUAAAAGUAAUCAAGGGGAAAAUAGAUAAGUUAACAGAGAAAAUCAAGGAAGUUGGUGAAAGUGUGCAAGAACAUAGCAAACUCAUCGCAGAGGCGAGACUUCAUGUUCUCCAAAAGAUCAACCGUUCUUGAAAACAUUGAUCCGUCUGAACUUUAAACCAUGUUUGUUGUCUAAAACCCCUAUGUUAUAUGCUUAUAUAAAACUGUAAAAGGGUUAUUAGAGUUUGCAGCCCAUUGUACCUUUUUUUAUUUUACUUCGUGACGUUGAUCAUCCUAUACGGUUGGUUAUUUUACUACGUAUUUUUAUACUUCGUGAAAUAAAGUUUGUUGUUGUGUCA